Molecule: messenger RNA, 366 nt
Organism: Schizosaccharomyces osmophilus
Lineage: Eukaryota; Fungi; Ascomycota; Schizosaccharomycetes; Schizosaccharomycetales; Schizosaccharomycetaceae
Gene: syb1
Product: SNAP receptor, synaptobrevin family
Exons: 2
Coding region: 1-366 (121 amino acids)
Biological process (GO): vesicle-mediated transport; vesicle fusion
Cellular component (GO): SNARE complex; plasma membrane
Molecular function (GO): syntaxin binding; SNAP receptor activity
Source: RefSeq, a predicted model, not a curated record
AUGUCCGAGCCUUACGACCCAUAUAUUCCGACGGAAUCGUCGACUCCAGGUCGUGUAGGCAAUGCCGAGGCAGGAUCGACUCCCAAUGUGAAGACAGCUGCAAUUCAGCAGCAAAUUGAUGACACGGUGGGCAUUAUGAGAGAGAACAUCUCGAAGGUGUCUGAGCGCGGUGAACGCCUCGAUUCCUUACAAGACAAAACAGACAAUUUGGCUGUAAGUGCUCAAGGCUUUCGUCGCGGUGCCAAUCGCGUCCGCAAGAAGAUGUGGUGGAAGGAUAUGCGAAUGCGUUUAUGUAUCAUCAUUGGUAUCAUUAUUUUACUAGUCGUUAUUAUUGUUCCCAUUGCAACAAAGUUUCACGGAAAGUAA